Messenger RNA from Malus domestica (apple), 1646 nucleotides. The record is from RefSeq and is a predicted model, not a curated record. Lineage: Eukaryota; Viridiplantae; Streptophyta; Magnoliopsida; Rosales; Rosaceae.
AUCAAUCCACUCACACACUCUUCUAUCUUCAAACAUCUCCACCUUGUCCUCCUCCCUUGUUAGAUUCUUCUCCUCCCAUCACCACCAACAAUGGCGGAUAUAUCGAAGGUGAAAGUCACCGGAAAAACACAUGUGAAGCCCAACAAGAAGAUAGGCAGCCAAAAAUGUCAACUAGUCACAUUUGACCUACCCUACCUGGCUUUUUACUACAACCAAAAGCUCCUUUUUUACAAGGGGGGUGAGUUCGAGGAAAGGGUGAAGAAACUGAAGGAGGGUUUGGAGGUGGUUCUGGGGGAGUUUUACCAGCUGGCGGGGAAGCUCGGGAAGGACGACGAGGGAGUGUUUAGGGUUGAGUAUGGGGAUGAGAUGGAGGGUGUGGAGGUGGCCGAGGCGGCGGCGGAGGAGAUCAGUAUAGCUGAUCUGGCAGUUGAGGAAGGCACCAGUGCUUUGAAGGACUUCAUACCCUACAAUGGGGUCUUGAACUUGGAGGGCCUUCACAGGCCACUCCUAGCAGUGCAGUUGACCAAGCUGAAAGAUGGACUGGCGAUAGGGUGCGCCUUCAACCAUGCAAUCCUAGACGGGACCUCCACGUGGCACUUCAUGAGCUCAUGGGCCGAGAUCUGCAACGGAUCCAAAUCCAUUUCGACCCAACCAUUCCUGGACCGGACCCAGGCCCGAAACACUCGAGUGAAGCUCGAUCUCUCCCCGCCGGCAUCAAACGGCGACGUUCCCGCCAACGGAAAAACGGAGCCCAACCUAAGAGAGAGAGUCUUCAAAUUCUCUGAAGCAGCGAUCGACAAGAUCAAGUCAACGGUCAACGCAAACCCGCCAUCCGACGGCUCAAAACCGUUCUCCACAUUCCAGUCCCUCUCCGUCCACAUCUGGCGCCACGUCACCCAAGCCCGCCAACUAAAACCCAAUGACUACACGGUGUUCACCGUCUUCGCUGACUGCCGCAAACGGGUCGACCCGCCCAUGCCCGACGCCUACUUCGGGAACCUAAUCCAGGCCGUGUUCACCGUCACGGCCGCCGGAUUGCUGUCGGCGAACCCGCCGGAGUUCGGCGCAUCGAUGAUCCAAAAGGAGAUUGAGGGGCACAACGCGAAAGCGAUCGAUCAGAGGAACACGGAGUGGGAGAUCUCGCCGAAGAUUUUCGAGUUCAAGGACGCGGGAGUGAACUGCGUGGCGGUGGGGAGCUCGCCGAGGUUCCAGGUCUAUGAGGUGGAUUUCGGGUGGGCAAAACCCGAGGGGGUGAGAAGCGGGUCGAACAACCGGUUCGACGGGAUGGUGUAUUUGUACCAGGGGAAGAGUGGCGGGAGGAGCAUCGAUGUGGAGAUUAGCUUGGAGGCUCCGACGAUGGAGAAGCUGGAGCAGGACAAGGGUUUUCUGGUCGCUGAAAACUAGUUAAUUAAGCUUAAUUAAUUAAGCAUGGAUUUGGGUUAAUUGGAAGACAGUUUAAUUAGUAGUGGUAACUAUGGGAUUAUAAUUAAUUAAUUGGUUCGUGUGUGGGUUUAGUUGAGGCAGGCUUUUAAUAAUUACUGGAGUCACAUUCGGACCAAUUUUUAUUUAGAUUUGUGCGGGAGUUUGAGUUUUUUGUUGGACCUUAAUUUAUUUUUUAUUUUAUUUUAUUUUUUGUUUAAUUGGAA